AUGCAUUCCAUUUUUGCCCGCAUCAGUGCUUUAUCUGCACUCUUGGGAUCCACCUUGUUUGCGUUAAUGUUUGCUACAUUUUUGUCUACUGCUUUUCUCGAUGAAACUAUCCCUGUUGAUUUGGGAGUUGGUAACGUCGUCGUGCAGGUUGCGGAGGAUUUCACAGUUUCUAAUCCUACAAGAAAUGAUCUGGGUAGACUUCGUAUCGACAUCAAGGCCAAUGUAGAACCUCUUUUUAACUGGAACGUGAAACAACUAUUCAUAUUCUUGGCUGCCGAAUACAAGACACCAAGUAAUUCAGUUAAUCAAGUUGCUCUUUGGGAUAAGAUUAUUCGCCGUGGUGAAAGCUAUGAUAUCGAGUAUAAGAGCAUGAAGGGGAAGUACCCAUUCUGGGACGAUGGCUCCGGACUCCGCAAUAAUGAAAAUAUUACUCUGAAGUUUUACUGGAACAUAAUUCCCAACGCUGGUAUGAUGCCUCUCAAAUCAAGUGGAAGUCAGGUCGUCUUUUCCUUCCCUCCUACGUACUAUGAAACAGUGCAGUAA
Echinococcus granulosus is the source of this 543-nucleotide messenger RNA. RefSeq names its product Signal peptidase complex subunit 3. Lineage: Eukaryota; Metazoa; Platyhelminthes; Cestoda; Cyclophyllidea; Taeniidae. The record is from RefSeq and is a predicted model, not a curated record. Gene Ontology annotation, cellular component: membrane; signal peptidase complex. The transcript is spliced from 2 exons. The coding region runs from base 1 to 543 and encodes 180 amino acids. Gene Ontology annotation, biological process: protein targeting to ER.